Molecule: messenger RNA, 2343 nt
Organism: Dioscorea cayenensis subsp. rotundata (Guinea yam)
Lineage: Eukaryota; Viridiplantae; Streptophyta; Magnoliopsida; Dioscoreales; Dioscoreaceae
Product: pentatricopeptide repeat-containing protein At3g16610-like
Exons: 2
Coding region: 201-2258 (685 amino acids)
Biological process (GO): RNA modification
Molecular function (GO): protein binding; RNA binding
Source: RefSeq, a predicted model, not a curated record
GUCUGCUCUUUCGAAGAAUGCCCACAUUCGGGAAAAGAAAAACAAAAGAAAAAAGAAAAAAGAAAGAAAAAAAGAAGGAAAAAAGCGAGCUUUUCAUGGGCGGCUUCGUCCUCUUCUUCUUUGGUCCCCAACGCUCGCCGUGCGUUUCUCGGCGGCCACCUUUACUGGUUCUAGAAUUCCAUCGCUAUCGUUGAGAACCAAUGCACGCGAGCAUUGCGUUGCUUUCACAGGUCAUUCGGUCGAACACUUGGCAGGCGCUCAAGGAAUCUCUCGCUGACGCCAUUGUUAACCACUGCUGCUCAUUCAGGCAACUUCAGCAGCUUCGUUGCCGAGUGAUCCUUCUUGGCUUGGGGUGUAAUUUGUAUGUAUCUAGCCUUAUCAUCAGUAAAAGCUGUGGUUUUGGAGAUGCGGAGAGUGCACGGUUGGUGUUUGAUGGUUUGCGCCAGAGACCCACGAAGGCUCUUGUUUGGAAUUCUAUGAUCAGAGGGUAUUUGAAAAAUGGAUUGCCUGGAUUGGCUUUGGAUGUGUACGAGGAGAUGGAGUUGGUUUCUGAAUGUGAGCCGGAUAAGCAGACGUUUCAUCUCGCUAUCAAUGCUUGCAAUGAGCUUUCAGAGUUUGAGCUCGGAUGCCGAGUUGGUGACCGUGCGAGGAGAAGAGGGUUUGACUCGGAUCUUCUCAUUGCUACAGAGCUGGUUGGAUUGUACUGCAAAAUGGGUGAUUUUGAAACUGCACGUAGAGUGUUCGACAGAAUGUCUGUUAGAGAUGUGGUGUUGUGGAAUGCUAUGAUUUCAGGGUAUUCACAAGGUGGGCAUCUCUGUGAAGUUAUGGAUUUGUUCAGGAGCAUGAGAUUCAUGCACAGGAUUCCGCCAACUGAGGCAACUUUAGUGAAUGUGAUGUCCGGAUGCGCAAAUUCAGGUUCUGUAAAAACUGGAGAGGUUAUGAUUGCUCAUUCAAUCAAAAGUGGUUUCGAAGACAAUUUGUUCGUCUUCAAUUCGCUGAUAGCAAUGUACAUUGACUGUGAUUGUUUGAUUAUCGCAGAACAACAGUUUGAAAGACUAGUGUUUAAGGAUGCCGUUUUAUGGAGUAUAAUGAUUGGUGGAUUAGUUCGAGAUGAUCGCUCAAACGAUGCUCUCCAACUCUUUCAUCAGAUGAUCUUGAGCACAAAAAUUGCACCCACUAAACCGAUUUUGCUUAAUGUGCUUCUUGCUUGUGCAAACUUGGGUAAUUGGCAAGAAGGCCAGUGGAUUGAAGAGACAUACUUAACAUGCGAGAACAGGAGUGGAUUUGAACUAGAUGCAUCACUUAUUACCAUGCUUAUCUAUAUGCAUGCAAAAUGCGGGAAACUAGAGAUAUCACUGAAGCUCCUUCAUGAAAAUGUGCUGGUCAGAAGGGAUGUUAUUGCAUGGAAUUCAAUGCUAAAAGCUUGCACAGAACUCGGACAGAUUGAAAAGGUUUUGGAUCUCACUCUCCAAAUGCAGAGGAAAGGGAUCAAUCUUGACAAAGUUACAUUCAUAACAUUGCUUUCUGCCAUCUCAGUGGUUCCACUUCCAAGAAAAGGAGUAGAAACUCAUGCACAAAUAAUUAAGAGAGCUUUCGAGUCCGAAAUACGAAUUUCCAAUUCCCUCAUUGACAUGUAUGCGAAAUGUGGCAGCCUUGGUGAUUCUCAAAAGGUGUUUUACUGCAUUCAUGAGAAAGAUGUGGUUUCAUGGAGUUCACUGAUAAAGGCAUAUGCAUGGAAUGGUAAUGCAAAAGAAGCACUAAAUGUUUUCCAUUUUAUGAUAGAGUCUGGAACAAGAGCAAAUAACCUCACAUUUCUUGCCAUUUUAUCUGCAUGUGGUCAUGCUGGUUUUGUCAAAGAGGGGAAAGAGUUGUUCAAGUCCAUGAAAGAAGAGUUUAACUUGGAGCCAGGAAUUGAACAUUUCACAUGCAUUGUGGACAACUUCUGCAGAGCUGGACAGUUGAAUGAUGCCUUUAAUUUGUUACACAAUGAAAUGAAUGGUAUGGGAAUGAAUGGUGCUUUGUGGGGGACUUUGCUGAAUGCUUGCAGAGUGCAUGGUGAUGUGGUGAUCGGGGAAGCAGCAGCAAAGCAUUUGUUCUGCUUGGAACCUGGAAAUGCAGCAAAUUAUGUGAUGCUUGCUGAUGUUUAUGCUGCAGCAGGGAGAAGAGAGGAUGCCAACAAUGUUAUGAGGAUGUUGAGAGAGAGAGGUUUGGAAAGGAGACCAGGUUGCAGUUGGUUUGAAGUUGUUCAGAGAACAUAAGAGAAAUUUUGUGAUACUAUUUAUCUUACAGUUUAACAAUUGUUGAUAUAACCUUGCUGGAUCAAAUACAAGAGUCUUAAUAUUU